AUCAGCCUCCCGUCGCAGCUCCCAUGCAUGAGACGCUGAUGACGUCCUUCGCCUGGCGCUGGCUACGGAAGCCGUGUAGGGAAACGGGCGGUAACGCGGCGGCGGCGGGCGCUUGUGGGUCUCCACCCGAGAGCAUGGCGGCCGCGGAUGUGUCGGUGCGCAGAAGAAGAGGCGAAAUGAAGACACAGACGAGGGACUGUUUUCUCUAAACUUUCGACCUUGUGGUUGCUUUAAAGACGACCUCGUUUUUCAUUUGCAGCUCCGAGAUUCCGGGUGAAGCUUUGUUAGCUUAGCCAGUACUGCAGCUAAUGUUACUCUGCGCAGGAGUAGCGCCGUUUUCGCCGUGUGGAUGAUUUAGGACCGUGAGCUCAGCAAAUGAAAGAACCUGAGCUGCCUAACGCGCCGACGCUGGAAAUCGUGCAGCAGGUAACCGGAUUGCGGUAAUAGUCGACGCCGGGCAGGAGCGCGAUAAUGCACCACCGCGUCUUCUUCGUUUCCUUGUUCGGGCUCCGCGCCUUUGUGCGCCGCUUGUUUACUUCGCCUAGCUAAAAGCAAAAGAAGGGCGCCAGGAGCAGCAUGGGACCCGCUUCGUCACUGGGACUGUAGCUAAAACGCAGCUUUGCCUUUUAUUACGUGUUUUUAAAUGACGAAUACCGGGUGCUGGUGCACGCUCUGUGUUGUUUUUGUUUAAGUUUUAACGGUCCGCUAAGAGCUAUGCGCGAGUACAAAGUGGUGGUGCUGGGCAGCGGCGGCGUGGGCAAGUCCGCCCUCACCGUGCAGUUCGUCACCGGCACGUUCAUCGAGAAGUACGACCCGACCAUCGAGGACUUCUACCGCAAGGAGAUAGAGGUGGACUCGUCGCCCUCGGUGCUUGAGAUCCUGGACACGGCCGGCACGGAACAGUUCGCAUCCAUGCGCGACCUGUACAUCAAGAACGGCCAGGGCUUCAUCCUGGUGUACAGCCUGGUGAACCAGCAGAGCUUCCAGGACAUCAAGCCCAUGCGGGACCAAAUCAUCCGCGUGAAAAGGUAUGAGAAGGUGCCGGUGAUCCUAGUGGGCAAUAAGGUGGAUCUGGAGAGUGAGCGGGAGGUGUCAGUGAGCGAGGGUCAGGCUUUGGCUGAGGAAUGGGGCUGCCCCUUUAUCGAGACCUCAGCCAAGAGCAAGACCAUGGUGGAUGAACUGUUCGCCGAAAUCGUCCGACAGAUGGACUACGCAGCGCAGCCAGACAAAGACGAUCCCUGCUGCUCCUCCUGCAAUAUACAAUAACCCUCCAGUACGAGGGCUCGCGCACGCGCACACACACACACACACACACACAUGCACAAACAUGCAGGAACAGUCAUAUACAUUUACAAAAUACACAUAAAUUUCAGUAGAUGUUCUUUCUGGUGCAUCAGAUUUCUCAUAGUGUAAUUCAUUCUGGCGUAUAUAUGUCCGAAUGAGGAGUUUUUGUCACUUUACUUGACUGACUCACAGAGAAGUGCACUGGCCUUAUGAGUGAGUACCCUGUUUCCUGAUGGAGUUUAGUGUCCACUUCUCCUGACUUUGUUAACACUAUUUAGCCAUUUGGUUUUUUUUUGUUUUUUUCUUUUCAUAAAUUGUUUUCCUGUUGACUUGACCCAUUUUGAUUGAAGAUGUGUUUUUAAUAAUGUAACUUAGACGGAGCUCUUAUAGCCGAAGGAUCGACCUCCACAACCUCAACCAUUAAACUUUAAUAAAAGAUUGAUUAGCGGUAGAAAAAGAUAGGAUGAAACACCCACUCCAACACUACAGAAAAAAACAUUUCAAACAUCUCCUUUCCCCCUUUGGUUUCAGUUGUGCUGAAGGAUGAACUUGUAGACUAUUAUGUAUUUUUUUUUUUCUUUCUUGAGCAUCAGUGUGAUGUUGUAUCAGUUGUGUGUUCUCUUUCUGAGCGAUGAAGACAGGACUCUGACCACAGAAAUCCCAGGCCUCUUUCAGUUUCUGUGGAGUUUUCAUCAUCCAGCAUUUGAAUUUUGCUCCUGAGUUGGGUUAAACAUUCUUCACAUGGUGCCAUCCAACUCCACUAUAGUGCUAGCGUUUCACAAAAAAAAAGGUGCACAGGGAGAAACCCCAUUUCAAACAGAAUGAAAAUGAAAAUCAUUGAUGAUGAUGCCGGUAGUCUAAAUAUAAUACGUGGAUGUUGCCAGUUCCACUCCGGCUCCUCCUUCCUGUGAGCCUGUAGACUACGUGCAUGGCCAGAAUACAGAACAGCCUGAAACAGAUUUAAAGCGUUUGAGCCUAAACGACGAUCACUCCGGUCAGACCAGAGCAGUGAGGUGCUGUGUAUUCAUUGUUGAUUUUAUAUUUUUUUAUGUGAACAUUUACUCUCUCCUUCCUGAAUGAAUGGUGACACUCUUUCAUCUGGCACCUCAAUAAAGUGUGUUCAACACAUCGUCCUUGCUAACACUCCUUUUAAUAAAAGUUAUGACUGUAGGGAAGGUCAUUUUACAGAAAAGAGAGUUUGUCAUGUACAAUCUGCCCUGCUUUUAUUUAAAUGAUGGUAAGAUGGUGUGUUAAUCUGUACAUGUGGGAGUGCGAAAAGACAUUAAUCAGAUGAUGCCAGUGUGUAUGUGUGGGCAUGUUUACAUAUCAUGGUGGGGAACAAAUGUCUGACAGUUUUGACCUUGUUUGGACUUUUGUCUGGUCCCUAUGAGGAAAACUGAUUUUUACAAAAACUGACUUUUAUUUAUAUAUAUAUAUAUU
Molecule: messenger RNA, 2724 nt
Organism: Ictalurus furcatus (blue catfish)
Lineage: Eukaryota; Metazoa; Chordata; Actinopteri; Siluriformes; Ictaluridae
Product: ras-related protein Rap-2a
Exons: 2
Coding region: 715-1266 (183 amino acids)
Biological process (GO): negative regulation of cell migration; Rap protein signal transduction
Cellular component (GO): plasma membrane
Molecular function (GO): GTPase activity; GTP binding; GDP binding
Source: RefSeq, a predicted model, not a curated record